AUGACUAAAGCUACUAAUACAUUAACAGUUUUUUCUAUUUUAUCUGUUCUUUAUCUAAUUUUUUAUCUUGGUUUUGUUCCUUUGUCUGAGAAGGUUCAAAAUGAAAUCAUUCCAGUUAUCCCAUGGUGGGCUUUAGUUUGUUUUGGUUGCCACUGCCUUGGUAAUAUUGGUUAUGCUUUAUUUACCUUCCGCGAUUGUCCUGAAGCUUAUCAUGAACUCAUGACCGAAAUUUCACAAGCUAAAGCAGAUUUAAGAGCAAAAGGAAUGCAAAUUAAUUAA
This is a messenger RNA of Cokeromyces recurvatus, 279 nucleotides long. Its product is annotated as dolichol-phosphate mannosyltransferase subunit 3. The transcript has 3 exons. Bases 1 to 279 code for a protein of 92 amino acids. Lineage: Eukaryota; Fungi; Mucoromycota; Mucoromycetes; Mucorales; Mucoraceae. Gene Ontology annotation, biological process: GPI anchor biosynthetic process. Gene Ontology annotation, cellular component: endoplasmic reticulum membrane; dolichol-phosphate-mannose synthase complex. The record is from RefSeq and is a predicted model, not a curated record.